CGCUGAGAGAGAUAUCUCCCACACACACUGUGCCCAUGGCUGGGAAGCGCUUCGUAUUGUUUGACCUAGGAGGGGUCCUGCUCACCCCUGGGCCGCAAUCGGCCUUUCAACGGCUAGAAACUAGCCUACAUCUCCCCAGUGGAUUUCUGCAGAAUGUCUUCACUAGGAGUGGCUCAGAAGGUCCAUUUGCUAUGGCUGAGAGGGGGAAAAUACCUUUCUCCAAGUUUGUUGCAGAAAUGAAUAAGGAAUGCAGGGCCUUUGCUGAAGAAUCUGGCGUUUCUCUUCCUGAAUCCUUCUCCCUGGAACAAGCAUUUCAUGGCAUGUUUGAAAACGGUGGGAUCAAUAAGCCGAUGCUAAAAGCCGCUGUCAAACUUAGACAUCAUGGGUUUAAGACCUGUGUAUUGACAAACAAUUGGAUAGAUGACAGCCCUCAAAGGAGUCUUUCAGCUGAAGUCCUCUCUUCACUAAGUCGCCAUUUUGACCUGGUUGUAGAGUCGUGUCGUAUUGGAAUGAGGAAACCAGAAACCCAAAUAUACGAGUAUGCUCUGAAAUUGCUACAUGCAAAACCAAAAGAGACCAUUUUCCUUGAUGACAUUGGUGCUAAUCUGAAGCCUGCCCGCGAGAUGGGAAUAGCCACGGUACUUGUCAAGGACACAGAAACAGCACUGAAAGAGCUCCAAGCUCUCUCCAAUGUUCCGUUGAUUGAAAAUGAAGAAGUUGCACCAAUCCCUGCCAAUCCUGACAAAGUUACUCAUGGAUUUGUAACAGUUAAGCCUGGGGUGAAGCUCCAUUAUGUAGAGAUGGGCAACGGGCCUGUUAUCUGCCUGUGCCAUGGCUUCCCAGAGAGCUGGUAUUCCUGGAGAUUUCAGAUCCCAGCCCUGGCGGAUGCAGGUUUCCGAGUGAUUGCCUUUGAUAUGAAAGGAUACGGUGACUCCUCUGCGCCGCAUGAAAUUGAAGAAUAUUCCCAAGAGCAAAUCUGCAAGGACUUGGUGUCAUUUCUAGAUGCGGUGGGCAUAUCCCAGGCAUCAUUUAUUGGCCAUGACUGGGGUGGUGCUGUUGUGUGGAACAUGGCUCUUUUCUACCCAGAAAGAGUGCGGGCAGUGGCAUCCCUGAAUACCCCUUUCUUUACGUCUGAGCCAGGAGUGAACGCUUUGGAAAGAAUAAAAGCCAACCCAAUCUUUGACUAUCAGCUGUACUUCCAGGAGCCUGGUGUCGCUGAGGCAGAACUGGAGAAAAAUUUGGAAAGGACAUUCAAAGUAUUUUUCCGAGGCUCGAGUGAAAAGGAUCGACUCCCUACCACCCUAACAACAAUGAAUGUGCGAGAACGAGGCGGAAUAUUAGUCGGCACAGAUGAAGACACGCCAUUGAGCAGCAUCAUAAACGAAGCAGAUCUGCACUACUAUGUGGCACAGUUUAAGAAAUCAGGAUUCAGGGGCCCAUUAAACUGGUACCGGAAUAUGCAGAGGAAUUCAGAGUGGAGCAUCUCAGCGCAUGGCUGGAAGAUUCUGGUGCCGGCGUUGAUGGUGACUGCUGGAAAGGAUUUUGUUUUACUCCCAAUAAUGACCAAGGGUAUGGAAAACUUGAUUCCUAAUUUGAGCCGAGGUCAUAUAGAAGAAUGCAGCCACUGGACACAAAUGGAAAGACCGGCAGCUGUAAAUGAAAUCCUUAUCAAAUGGCUGGGGGAGGUUCUUAACUUGCCCGUAACAUCCAAACUGUGAGAUGAAUCCUUGUUUCUUCUGGUUCCUCUCCCCCUGUCAGGAUCCGGAAGAAGUUCUAGGUUUGUUCUGUGUUCUACUGGGCCAUAUUUGUAGCAGUUGUAUCUUACCAAGAAAUUGUGCCUGCUCAUCUCAUAAGCAUAUGCCUAUAAGUGAUUUAUGCUCUUUAGCAUUCAAUAAAAAUAUAGAGAAUA
Molecule: messenger RNA, 1909 nt
Organism: Xenopus laevis (African clawed frog)
Lineage: Eukaryota; Metazoa; Chordata; Amphibia; Anura; Pipidae
Gene: ephx2.L
Product: epoxide hydrolase 2, cytoplasmic L homeolog
Biological process (GO): epoxide metabolic process
Cellular component (GO): peroxisome; cytoplasm
Molecular function (GO): epoxide hydrolase activity; 10-hydroxy-9-(phosphonooxy)octadecanoate phosphatase activity; catalytic activity
Source: RefSeq, marked provisional